Sordaria macrospora k-hell is the source of this 807-nucleotide messenger RNA. RefSeq lists its product as uncharacterized. The record is from RefSeq and is a predicted model, not a curated record. NCBI's taxonomy places the organism in Eukaryota, Fungi, Ascomycota, Sordariomycetes, Sordariales, Sordariaceae.
AUGUCGCAACCUAACACCACCCUAAUCAUGCCUGCUCGCUAUGAUCACCUCCGCAAAGCUCUCCAAGCCUACAGGGACGACCCGCUGGUUGAGUCCUUCCUGUCUGGAGCGCGAGACAUCAUCUUCGACGCAGACGGCGACCUCAUCCUCACCGUCGGCGACGAACAUGACUCGCGCAACUUCCGCGUCCGCUCUUGCCUACUCCGCCAGCAUAGCUCCCGGUUUGACAGCCGGCUCGGACCAAUGUGUGUAGAAGCGUCGAUUUCCAACGAUCCCAUCAGGUGCAGCAUUCGUUAUGACGAUGUUUCCACCUUCUUCUUCCUUGUCCUCUACCUGCACCGUAACAUCUGGUGCAGCAGUCCUCUUCCCCUAAAGACACUCGUUCGCUUUGUGCGGACGACUUACUUUUCCCAGUUCGACAAGGAGUUGCCCGACGGGAACUCCCCGCUCCGAAAGGCUCUUGAGCAUUGCCUGGCUUCUACCUCUGCGAGGCUUGACGAGGACGAGAUGGCCAGCAAGUGGACGCUGAUGAAGUGCGCCUUCUUCGUUGGUGAUCGUGCUUCCUUCGCGCGCGUUGAUCUUGAGCUUGUCCGAAGGCACGCGGGAUCCCUUUGGGAUCUGGAAGCCCAGCUAGGAGAGCUCCUCGGGCAAGACGAGGGUCAGACCACUUAUCUACAUGUCCCUGAGGAUAGAGACAGUGUUGGAGGCACGUGCACGGGUGCCAUUCACGCACACCACGCCACGCACGGCCUCUCUUCCUGGCAUUUUAGCCCUCCAGACCUCUCCACAGAUUCUUUCUCCUUCUAA